Pelobates cultripes (western spadefoot toad) is the source of this 3740-nucleotide messenger RNA. The record is from the annotation of a GenBank genome assembly. Lineage: Eukaryota; Metazoa; Chordata; Amphibia; Anura; Pelobatidae.
UGGGUAACAGCAGAUAAAUGAUUUAACCUUCUAAUUGUUUUCUGACAGAUUUAUACACUCUUUGCGGUUUAAAGACAAUGCACUUCUAUGUUACGUCAUGAAUUAAAAAGAGAAGGUUAUUUCUGCUGCGUUCAAUCUAUACAAAAAUUGUUUGUGUUUUCCUAUAGAGCAAGCCAAGUGCCCCCAGCGAGGACAACCUAAAUUCGUUGUGUAUGAAAUCCGGUGAAAAUUGGAACAAUGGUCAGGAUGACCGUGUUCUCUACAGGAAGCAUCUCCCGACAUCUCCUCGCAAGCAUUGUUUAGAAGUGCCAACUAACAAAGUCUAUGAUCGACCUAGGUCCGAGUUUCCACCAGUCAUUCUUAGUGAUGCGUCAGGAGAUGGAAUCUCUGGGCGCCCUACAUCACUGUUCUAUGCACAAACUCUGGGGACUGAAUUCAGAGAUAGGAGCAGGAAUCCUGUCAUGCAAGUGCCAUGGGAGAAAAAUCAGCCCGACUUAGAAGAUCAGGAAAAGGAGAGCCCACAUUGAUUUUGACACCAUGGUAACAUAAAACAGACUUAAACAUGGGGAAAUUUAUAGAUAUGUCACUGCAGAAUUCAAACAUAUUCUGGAUAUCCUUGGAUUUUCUCCAAAACUGAUGGAAUUCUGCUGUAUUUCCUUAUAGUACAUACUAAACUUUAUGUGAACAAAAAGGACAUAUAGAAAAACAAAAGUAACAAUGUUUCAAUAUAUCUAACGAUUUUCUAGAUUUUUAAGGUACGAGGAUAUUUGAAAAUAUUUUUUUUUAUGAGUCUCUGGAGAUUUGCACUUUUAGCAGAGUGAAGGUGAUACCUGAUAAUUAUUCAAUAGAUCUGUAAGAUCAUGUAGGUAGGUAGGUACAUCAAAACUAGGGUUUCUGUUAAGGUAAAACACAAACCGUUCUCUGAUCAGCCAAUGGAAGAGGUUCUAUUGAUGCAGAUUUGUAAUGUGCAUAUCCUGUACCCUAUUCUCCAAGGUGAUUUUAACUCCUUUACUUGGUACUGUGGACUUCAACCUUCAAGUUAAUGGUACAUCUUAGACCUUUUAGAAUACUAGGAGCCACUAGUUCAUUCAUUAAGACUGUUGGGUCCAGCCAUACACUAUAUGCAAAUAUAUCAUAUUUUGGUUUAUGUAAAACAAUCUCUCUUAACAAAGCAUGACAUUCUUUGAGUCAGCACUAACCACUAUCAAAGUUGUUAAUUUUAAAAAGAAGUCAAUUUUAUAAACUAUAGGUCAAUUAUUAAGGCUAACCUAUCCGAACAGCCUGCAGCUUGCCCUCGUCUGUAGUAUUGCCAGAAUCCAUUGAAAAACUGGAGAAAAAUCUAUUUCGUAUUGUUUGCCUAUUAGUUUGCUAUUUGUAAAAAAAUGCCCAACCUUCUAUGUGAAGCUGAUUAUGCAGCCAUCUCUGGUUAUCUGUGUCACUUCAGUGGAGUGGUUCAUUUUAAAGGUUGUUUCAGUUGAAAAGAAGGGAUUAUAAAAUCUCUCCCGUAUCACACACAGUUUCCAUGAAACUGAAAAUGUUUCAAGCACUCCAUUCAUAUUCAGGGAUGUUUUGCAUGGUGGCUGACGAAUGACUGAUAAUUAUGUAGCCCCAUGCAGCAAAUUUUAGCAACAUUUGAAAAGCUUUCAGAAGCAAACAUUUAAUAAAUAUGUGUUGACUGCUUGAUUGAAAAAUUACAAUCAAUGAAAUUCAAUGUAGGGUUUUGUCUAAGCAAUCUUAUGACCCAACUACUCUGAGAUUUAAAUAGCGUCCUUCUACAAGCUUGGCCAUUAAAUCAGGAGUGCUGGUGUGCUGUAGAGGUGGUAAUCCAAUCAAUGUGAAAGCAUAGGUUAUCGCUUCACAAAAACUACUUCUAUGUGAAGUAACACAAUCCUAAAUUGUAGAAUGAAAAUUAAUUUUAUUGCACCAUCUGGAUUACACAAAAGGCAUAUAGCGAAGGAGAAAGACAGAAUGUGUUAAAAAAAACACUUAGAUGGGCACCAGGGCAGCAAAUUUACUAUGAUAAAUUUACCCAUGUGCUUAAUGUCACUGAGUUUAGUAGGUAUGCAUUGCAUGCUCAUGUUAAAUGUCAAUAGACCUGUCCACCUGGGCCUUAUCUUUUAUGUUUUAAACCCAACAUUUACAUGUUUAUUUGUAAAGCAGAAGUGUAUUCACUGGGGCUGUUCAAUGGGCAGGCCAAGUAACUGAUGGCAUUAUAAGUAUAGACAUUAAAUUAGAGAAAAGGUAAAUUGUGUAUUGCGAGACAAGCUGCGUAAUGUGAAGCAAUCAACAGGAACCUCCCAUUGACCCAUAAUGUCUAAUAAAUGUCAUAGGAACAAAAGAUGGUUAUGCUAAACUGAUAAAUGGUAGUAAAUAGUGUCACAUUGGAUAAAAUCUCAAUUCUAAUAUUAACCACAGUAUAGGUAGGGCACUGAUGUGCACAGUUACUCCAUAAUAAUAUGAUUUCUUCCUAAUGGAUUUGUAGACCUGAGUGUUCAUAUCAAAACUGCUCUGUAAUUCACAGGAAGCAGGCAUUACAAAGGAACACUACGAAAGAUGCAAUUAGCUAGGGCUGAUGAAAUGAAAAGUGCCUUUGUUUUUUAUUACCCACAAAACCCCAUAAGUACAAUCGGUACAAAUGCUUGCAAUAGAAAUUACAGCUGCAGUAAAUUACAUUUUGUAGCUAGUAGUAUUACUGUAAAAAAUGACAUAUCUUGCUGUUAAAGAUAGUGUACCCAAUAUAAAGAAAAUUCAAUCUGUACAUAUUUAGUACGUUUACAUUUUUAAACUGACACUGUGACUCUUCUAGAAGGGCAGCCAAUAGUGAAAUGCGUAUACGUCAAAGACAAGUCUUGAAAAUGAUCACUGUAUCUUUUUUUUUUUUCAACUUCCCAAUCAAGCUGCAAAGCACAUCAAAUCUCUCUAUUACUUUGGUUUUAUAAUAUAAUGACAUUUGUGUUUUGUGGUAUUUAUUUUUUUCUGGUAUUUUGUUUUAUUUUUGCUUGUUAAUCAAAGGGAAUAAUAUAUAUAUAUAUAAGAAAAAGAGACGGGAAAUAUGAGAUGUAAGGGAAAACGUUAUAUUUCAUUCUUAGUAUAUUUUAAAACACCUUUUUGAUCUUGGUAAAAAAAAAAAGAGAGAAAAAACUGGUUUUUAUUAGCGCUGAAUUGUGGUGAACUUAAAACCACAAAUUCUAACUUUAGGACAAAUUUAUCCCUUUGAAAAAACAUCUGAGUUUGACACUUGGUCCUCUUUUUUAUUUUUUUUAUUCCAGUUUCCAUUUGUCACAAUAAAUAGUAAAUAAAACCUCAAAUAGUACCAUAUUUUUAACCAGUAUUAGAAAAGAUAUUUCCUAUUAAAACAUAUUAGUAUAUGUUUCUAAAUCAUAGGAAAGAUUUUUGUGACUUUAACACUGUAAUAAUAACUUAACUUAUUUUUUGCCACAUAUUCAAUCUAUGUAAAUACAUAUAAACCACUUAAGUAAAGAGACCAGUACACUAGUUUUACUGUCCUUUUGCCUGUGUUUGUACAAGGAGAGUGACUAUGUGCAAUAUUGUCUCUCCAUUUUAUAUUUUAUUCAAAUAAAUCCAGCCAUCUCGUGCAUAAUUUAGAUCCAGAAAAUUAAAAAUAAAAUAAGAAAUUGUAAUAAACUUUUCCUCCUUCUUUGUCCAUACAAGGGUAAUACAAUACACAGUUCAUUCAUUUAGUGCAAUAAUGAUAUAUAUAUAUAUAUAUAUAUAUAUAU